UUAUAGCUGGGAUCACAUCUGAGCUCUGCCCAUGGCUGAAAGAGGAGCCAUCUUCGUGAGUCUUGGUUUCUUGGUCCCAGCCUCACAUAAAUGAAAUGGGCAUUUGUCAUUAUUUGUGGUGGUCUUGAAUAAAGGACUGAGUGGUAUGAGGUGUUUACAACCUGCAAAGUGUUUAUAACCUGCAAGGCAAUUAGGGGGAACAGUAACUUUGCUUAUCUUGACCUCUUGGGGAAUGGUCUGGUUCUUUCCAAGGUUUCCCAUGGUAAGGAAUGAUGUGAGUUGGGUCAGGAAGAUCAAGGGUCAUGAGCAGAAGUUACUGGAUGUCCUCUGUGCCUGUGGUGCUUGUAUAGUAGCUGCAGUGGGGAGCCCAAAUGCGGAGCUGUCUACUGAAUGCCAUCAUAUGUCACCUUCCCUCUUUGGUAGGCCCUGAGCGACCACUUUAGCGGUGAGAUCCCUGAUGACCAGAUGGCUCAUAGCUCCUUUUUUCCAGAUGAGUACUUCACCUGCUCCUCCUUAUGCCUCAGCUGUGGGGUUGGAUGUAAGAACAGCAUGAAUCAUGGGAAGGAAGGAGUGCCUCAUGAAGCCCAGAACCGCUGCAGAUACUCCCACCAGUAUGACAACCGAAUCUAUACCUGCAAGGCCUGCUAUGAGAGAGGUGACGAAGUCAGCGUAGUGCCCAAAACAUCUACUUCCACUGACUCUCCCUGGAUGGGUCUCGCAAAAUAUGCCUGGUCUGGGUAUGUGAUCGAAUGUCCUAACUGUGGCGGGGUCUAUCAUAGUCGGCAGUACUGGUUUGGAAACAAAGAUCCUGUGGAUAAGGUGGUGCGGACAGAGAUUGUGCACGUGUGGCCUGGAGUAAGAACUGUUUUCCUUUAUCUUGUGUUGUUCAGUUUUUCAUAUGUAGAAAACCGGAACUUGCUUAAAAUUAAGGUUAACUGUGAAUUUCAGAAUAUUGGUGGUUUAGAAAGGCAUGAUCUGGAGAGCUUUUUUGCUUUCUAG
Molecule: messenger RNA, 999 nt
Organism: Callithrix jacchus (white-tufted-ear marmoset)
Lineage: Eukaryota; Metazoa; Chordata; Mammalia; Primates; Cebidae
Product: zinc finger FYVE domain-containing protein 1-like
Biological process (GO): lipid droplet formation
Cellular component (GO): lipid droplet
Molecular function (GO): phosphatidylinositol-3,4,5-trisphosphate binding; phosphatidylinositol-3,4-bisphosphate binding; 1-phosphatidylinositol binding
Source: RefSeq, a predicted model, not a curated record